This is a messenger RNA of Canariomyces notabilis, 617 nucleotides long. RefSeq lists its product as uncharacterized. The transcript has 2 exons. Bases 143 to 463 code for a protein of 106 amino acids. NCBI's taxonomy places the organism in Eukaryota, Fungi, Ascomycota, Sordariomycetes, Sordariales, Chaetomiaceae. The record is from RefSeq and is a predicted model, not a curated record.
CAAACACACUCCUACCGGAUAGGCAACAUGCAACAUCACCAACAGACCCCUUAUCGUUGGGCUCGAGUUUCCUCCUUGUUUUUCGCGCAUCUUUCGCGUCGCAACCUUGAUGCCAACAUGAAAUGGCCUUGGUGCAAUUAGCAUGCAGCCCCAAAGGACGAUAGGGCUGCCUGCCUGCCCAAGGUAUGUAUGUACUGUACGUGCCGACGAAACCGACGAAACCGGGAAUCAGGUAGAUACGGGAAGUACGGUACUCCAAGUCAUCGUUAUUUAUAAGACUUCCAUUUCACCUCGAAAUGGAAACUGGGGGAGAAAAUGGAGGUUCGGGUACGCAGGGCCGUGGCAGAUCCAAUCAGUUUGGCUGCGAUUACACGCCGUCUUUUCGGCUGCAAACAUUUGCGCACAGAGCGGAAAAGAAGCGGCGGACUUGCUCCUAUUUCCAAUCAAAAGAACGGAUGUUUGACAUGCAGCACUCACCGUCUGUUCUUUUCCCAGGCAAGUCUGACGUAGCUGACACCUGCAGCACUUGCCGACGGGAAACCUGCUUCCCCAAGCAUCAGUCCGCCAUUUUGCCUUGGUGUCCUGUGCAUUGCCAGUGAUCGCAUUUUGUGACCAUU